CAGUGCAAGUGUCAGUAGGAAAUGUCAUUUUAUCAAACAAAAUUUUGAGGUUAUUUAUAAGAUUUCGUUUAUAUAUUAUUAAAAAGUCGUAUACCUAGUUCUUUAUUUAUAAAUAUUGUUGAUGCAAAGUACAAAUAGCACUAAUUUAUUUAAGUGUAUUGUAACUGUUCCGGUUAUAUCUAAACAGCUUCAGGUAAUCCCAAAAAGUCAAUGGAUGUAUUCAAUAAAUUCUAUUCUACCGUUUCAACAACUGUAUCUCAACUCCAAGGUGUCCUACCAGGCAAUCCAGUGACUCGAGAGUAUGAGGUGAUAGCACACAUAGCAAGUGCUGGAUCAGGUCUUCAAUGGAAAAUUUACAGUGGUUAUAAAAAAUCUACCCGUCAGGAAGCUUCAAUUUUUGUAUUUGAAAAACGCCAGUUAGAGCGAUGGACAAAGCAAGACAGAGAAGAUAUUCUGAGUUCAUUGAAACGUGGAGCUGCUCAGCUGACCAGGCUUCGACACCCUCAGGUCCUUGUUGUACAUCAUCCAUGUGAAGAAUCAAGGGAUAGCUUGGCAUUUGCUACAGAACCAGUUUUUGCAAGUUUGGCGAAUGUUCUCGGAAAAUCUGAAAAUACACCUUCUCCACCCAAUCUUCUAUUGAAAAAUUACAAAUUAUUUGAUGUGGAAAUAAAGUAUGGUCUGUUACAGGUGGGAGAGGGUCUCUCAUUCCUACAUAAUGAUGCGAAAAUACUCCAUCAUAACCUUACUCCAGAGAACAUUGUGAUUAAUCAACAGGGAGCUUGGAAGAUUUUUGGUUUUGACUUCUGUAUUUUGAACGCGCAACCUGCAGCAGCAACAGCAGUGUGGCCGUGGCACCAGUAUAAGACUGAUGUACAUCCGCUGGCACAACCAGAGUUGGACUACUUGGCUCCUGAAUGUGGGUUGUCUGAAAGCAACUCAGCAGCUAGUGAUAUGUAUUCCCUUGGAGUUCUCAUCACUGCACUCUACAACGAUGGCCAACCACUCCUCACUUGCAACAAAGACUGGCUCACUUACAAGAAAAACAUCAAUGAGGUGUCUUAUAAUUUUAAGUAA
Messenger RNA from Homalodisca vitripennis (glassy-winged sharpshooter), 1074 nucleotides. Its product is annotated as SCY1-like protein 2. The transcript has 6 exons. Gene Ontology annotation, biological process: protein phosphorylation. The record is from RefSeq and is a predicted model, not a curated record. Gene Ontology annotation, molecular function: protein kinase activity; ATP binding. Lineage: Eukaryota; Metazoa; Arthropoda; Insecta; Hemiptera; Cicadellidae. The coding region runs from base 211 to 1074 and encodes 287 amino acids.